Cantharellus anzutake is the source of this 540-nucleotide messenger RNA. RefSeq lists its product as uncharacterized. The transcript has 2 exons. Lineage: Eukaryota; Fungi; Basidiomycota; Agaricomycetes; Cantharellales; Hydnaceae. Bases 1 to 540 code for a protein of 179 amino acids. The record is from RefSeq and is a predicted model, not a curated record.
AUGACGGCAAGGAUAACCUUUUUACCAGCAUCGAGUUUAACGACGGAACGAUCCUUGACUUGUCUUCGCGAUUGGCAUAACCCCGAGGGACGAGCUGGCGAGGGCAUCUGGCAUGGCCCGCUAGCCCAAGGAAGGAAUCUCACUCAAGGACGACCUCAUGACAAGUGGAUAACUUCUCCGUCGGCUUUCCUAGUAAAAUCCGUGACUAGCCUCAGUAUAGUUGAGAUGGCGGACAUACUCUCCUUCAAUAUCACACAGACUCUCGGUUCUUUCAAGCCUCGCAAAAUGAACGACCCCGAUUUCCCCACUAAGCCCAAGGUGAACGUAGCCUCCUUCGGAGACUUUGUCGAUAAACGGUUCAAAGAGCGCAUCGCCGCGGAAGAGGCCGCUGCUGCACAUGCAACCAGACUCAAAGCGGCGGCCAAGACGCAGUCUCAGUCACGGAUGGGAAUUGGAGGCAUGAUGAUUAGCGACGUGAAUGGUUACGCCAAGCUCGUCGGCAUCAUCAAGAAGGUUCGUCACAAUGGCCUUAGCAUGUGA